AUGACUGACCGCAAAAAACUUGUGCAUUCACACAUCCACUGGCGCAAUCAGAAGCGGAAAGCGUGGCAGCGUGAAUUAAUAUCCAAAGUGGUAGACCUCAUCAAUGCUGGGGAUCACGAUUCGCUAGCACUUAUAGCCCGAACAACAGGUAUACCGCCUCAACUACGAAAAAAUGUGUGGCCGAUAUUGUUAAAAUACCACCCAAUGGUAAUCUCCCCCAAUAUGAUGUCAAAUACAUUAGUUUGGGAUUCGCAGAAUCAAAAGUGGCGCUAUCAUCCGGAAACAAAGACGAACGAAGAGGUUGAGCAACUCAUUCUGCAUGAUUUAAGUAAAUAUUUUCAUCGAAGAAGCUCAGGUGGGAACCUGCCCAACGGAGUGCAAACCUCCCAUGAGCCACCUUCACACAUCACUUCCCAGGAACAUAGAAUCAUCACACUUCUCAAGGACUGCAUCUUCAAGUUUCUGCGAAAGUGGGGGCAAUUUUUCAAGUACGAAAGUGGGCUUUCGUGGAUUGCGCUUGGUCUAGCCGAAUGGGUCCCUAUCGAUGGUGACGACAGCGUCUUACCAGGGAAAAGACAUGGACCCCCGGUAAAAUUGUUUGAGGAGUAUUAUCUACCCCAGGAUAUUAAGUCGAAUCUUCCGAAAAAUGCGCAAUUCACCUUCGGAGAGAUAUAUGAAAGGCUGCUUCUCGUCAUAUUGCAUUCACCCGACAUCCCAAAGGCGGAAAAGCUAGCCAAAACAGAAUCCGAGGGAAGGUCCGUUAUACAGUAUUAUCCAGUUCUUUCCGGGGGGGAUAUUGCGUUUCAGUGCCAAAUGUUCUUCAAAGUAUUUUCUGUCAUCUUACCCGAGCUUUAUCAACCUGUAAGUGACGAAGAAACAUUGCGGCCCUCAAAAAAGACAAAUUGGAUGUAUUGGUGGUUCAAAUGUUCGGGGGCCCGUGUACUUCAUAAACAAGAUAGAGGUCGAAUAUGGGACGUGCUGUUGGGCUGGAGACCACAUCCGAGAUCUUUGAACUUCUACCUCAAUUACAACAAUAAAAUUUUCGACCAUCUCUAUUCAAGCAGAAGCUCUUCUCACAUGGACACUGAGUUUUUUCAAAAGAUUUGUAAAUACGGACACGAUGCUUUUUGGUUUCCCGACCUUGAAACACUGAAGCUGGGGUCUCAGGAGCUGAGAUGUGACAUUCAGGUACUAACAGAGCUUGUGAAGCGAAACAAAUACGGCUUAUCCGACGAUGAAUUAGAAAUCGACUUUCAAAAAAAUGGAGAAGAAGUCGGCUCCGUCACCAAGAAGGGAGUUGAUAUCCCCUUCUCAUUACUGGAUGCACAUGUGCAACUUGUCUUUAUCUACAUGGCUAUUUUACAACAGCAUGAAUUCAAGCUACUAGAGUUUGAAGAAGCCGAAAUUUCAGAGUUUUUCAAUAACGUGCCUUCACUAUCCCGAUCGGAUGACCACAACUAUCGAAACCUUUACGAAAAUGAAAUGGAAUCUCGAUCGAUUAGCUCUAGCGAGACUGAGACAGAUGAACUUUCGAGGAGGCCAACUUCCUCUUCUUUGGCCAAUCACAUGCUGAUAGAGGUCGGUGAUGACGAUAAAACUUCUAAUUCGUUUGAUGAACUGUACAGCAAGGCAGGGGACAUAUGGAGGAAAUGGAUUUGGAAAGAAUUGGAAGAUACUGCAAAUGUUUAG
Molecule: messenger RNA, 1689 nt
Organism: Lachancea dasiensis
Lineage: Eukaryota; Fungi; Ascomycota; Saccharomycetes; Saccharomycetales; Saccharomycetaceae
Source: the annotation of a GenBank genome assembly